Cladocopium goreaui is the source of this 5937-nucleotide messenger RNA. The record is from the annotation of a GenBank genome assembly. NCBI's taxonomy places the organism in Eukaryota, Dinophyceae, Suessiales, Symbiodiniaceae.
AUGGAAGCGGAAGUGAAAGAUUUUAAUGAAGAAAAAACUGAUGUCAGCAGCAAGAUUGUGUCCUUGUUAGAGAAAAUUGAUGAACUCGAAUCGGCCGGUGCUCGGUCGGUAUCAGUCGAGCUUGCUACAUUGAUGGGAGAAGAUACAACGCUGGUUGAUCAUCUUGGUCGUCAACGUAUCUUGCAACUCUGUGAUGAAGUGCAGGAAACCUGUCGGAAACUAUCUGCUGCUGAUGCGCGCAGGAGGUUAGAGCUGGAAUUGAGAGAUGCUGUCAUGGGCAGGUCGCGUUGGCUGUUACCGUCCGAAACUUCACAUGAAGAACCGGUUGACGAGGAUGCAGAUUCUGGACGUGCUGCGAAGCAUUUGUUGGUAGCUCGCGGGAAGAAGCCGCUGAGUUUGUUUGACUGGAAGAUUUGGACGAUGGCCAAGCCGAAGCUUUGGAGAUAUGGUGACGCUGGCAAUUUAUUUGAUCGUGAGGAAGCACUGUCCACCCGAGAAUGGGCGGCGUGUCUUUUGCUUCGAGAGGAGUUGCAGUAUGCUGUUGACGGCGAUGAUGUUGCUCCUGCAAUGAGUAACCGUUUCAGUGGUGAUUGGAUUGCGUUGCACAUGAUGUCCACUGUUUGUCGCUUGACAGAUCAGCGCAAUGCUUCAUACCAAUUUUUGCGGAAUGGUGGCAUGGCCUUUGCCAAGACUUUGAGUGCUCUGAAAGCAGAUGAUUUGUCAUCUGCGGCACGGGUGGUAGAUCCUUCCUCUGGUGAUUCUAUGCAGCAAUUGUUGCAAAACACUAGUGUGCCAAAAACUGUCAAGGAUGCUCUGCAAGCGAUGCAAAGCGCAUCGGCUACGGUCUUGGGUACCGAUGGUCAUCGCAGGCAGUGCCGGCACGAAGGAGUCGCCUACAUGGAGACUUUUGGGCCGCCGCUCAUUUUUUUGACGCCCAAUCUGGCGGACACGCAGCAUCCAUUGCUGCUGGUUGUACAAGGCGAAGAGGUGGAUCUUGGGUCCGUGGAUCAGGAAAUGGACCCCUCUUUGCCGAAGUACAGAGACAUGCUGCGAAAGAUUGCGCAAGAUCCUGUAGCACAAACGGUACAGUUUGAGUUCUUGAUGCGAUUAUUUUUCCAACAUGUUUUGAAUGUGCGACCAGAAACGUUGGAUUGUCGCAGAGGUGGGGUCCGCACGGUCUCGCGGGAAUGGUGCAGUGAUGGCGCCGCUGCAUCUUCUACCGGCGCUGGAAUGCUGGGACCGGUGCUUGCCUUCAGAGGUGAAAUCGAAGCUCAAGGCCGCGGCUCAUUGCAUCCACAUAUUUUGGUUUGGCUUGUAUGCGGCCAUUUGGAGGUGGUAGGCCAACUUGCCAGCAUGUUGAAGAAUAACAAGGCCGAAUUGCAGCAUCGCUUACGUCACUUCAUGAAAAUGGUUGUGGCCAGCUUCGAAUCGUUGUCCCAUGCGUCUGUUCAAGCAGCGCCUCGAAUCUUUGAUGGCGCCAGCCUUUCGAUGCCGGUUUCUGUCACGAAGGUUGCUCGCAACUUGUCCAAGUAUGAUGGCGGCAGUGACUUGGACUUGUUGCGAGAGAUGCUGGAGAGGACUCCGGAGCAAGACGCUUUUUUGGAAGCUGCUCAGGACGACGACUGGCGCCGACCGUUGCUGCAGGUAGAGGAGGCCCCCAAUCCAACCAAGAACAUUUUCACACAGCCUAUCAAUGGCUUGCCAGUGGCACAGACGCCUGCAUAUCGUUUGCGCAGUGUGCUGGUCGAAGGUGCUUCUCCAGAAGAAGAAGCGCGAGCAUGGCAGACGGCAUUUGCGCAGGAUCUGCACAACCUUCUACCAGCCUUGCUGAGACACGUUUGCAGUGAUUCGUGCUUCAAGUAUUCGGACAAGAGCUCUACCCAAUUUCGUAUUUGUCGGCACGGUUUUUACCAUGUGGUGCAUGUUACAGAAGGUUGCAGAGUCAGACGGAAAGGCAAGGCCCUACGUCCUUGCGUUCAUGUCGGUAGUGAAUUGGAGGUUGAAUAUGGAAUGGCUGGACGUCUACGCCCAAUUCAGCUGAGUCCAUUCGAAUGUCAGACUUCUUUUGGUGGUCUUGUGGCUGGCCGACACAAUCUGGAUCUUCAAGACAUGAGAAGAGUCUUGGACAUGAAGCUGUGGACAGAGCAGGGCGACAUUUUGCCGCACGUCGGCUUCACGCAGCAAUUGGGUUACAUGGCCAAAUAUGAGUGGGCUGCUGGACAGUAUGAAGAACGAGGUGGAUCUCCCACUGAGCCAGUAUCAUGGUUGUGGACUCGUUCGCUGGCCAAAGAUUUUCGCAAAGCUUGGCUGGCAGCUCAUGAGAAAGCAGUCACUGGGGGAACGGACAAAACACAAACAGAAGAUGAUGUUGCCGAGCGCGACUUUGUUCGCGCGAUUCGCUGCGGUGUGAGUGACGCUUUUUCGGAUGGAAUCAAUAGGGGGUUCUACAUCAACAGCUACACGACGAAGCCUGGUCCUGGCUUGGCUGGAAUGUUAGAGGAGUUGCGCAAAGGCAUUGAGCGCUUGGAAAUGGAGCGGGAGGAGCGCAACGAGGAGAGGAGCCGUGCAGAACAAGCUGCACAAGAUGCAGGUGAACACAUUCCCGGACGUCGUGGAGUUAUGUUUUCUGAGACGAUGAAGACGUUGACCCGCCUGUCGUCUUCCUACAGUGUGGACGAUGUGGUUUUGGCCGGCUGGCGGAAAGUUGCCCGCAUUGAUGAUGAAACCGGCGAGACGUCGUAUGUCUACAUUGGACCGGGUGGGCAAGCUUGCACGAAUUUAGCUGACGCGUUCUUGGAGUUUGAAGCGCAGGCAGCACAGAAGCGCAAUUCGCGACAGAGGUUGUCGAUUGCAGAGGAGCUUUUGAAGAUGCAUAGUGUCACCGAAAAUGUGGAUCGCAGUGGCGACGGUGAGGGUGCUGCCACGAAUUUGCGAGCAUUGCAAGCAACUGGUGAGGAUGUCGCAGUGACUGCAGGUGUUAGUACCGUCACUCAGCCUCAGUACCUUUCUGUUACUACUAACAGUUUGGAGGAUUAUUUGUAUCGCGGUGACUCAGAACUGCUGGCAGGAAUGAGUUGGGCGACCUAUGGCACGUGGGUCUAUCGCAUCGAGUUGCCUGCUCGUCCGGAGAAGUCGGUCAGAGGCGUCCUGGCACGGUACGUUGAUGUUUAUUUUGAUCCGGCUUACAAGCUCUACAAUUCUCAUGCUCAGCGGAUCUGCUCAGAACCUCGUGUACCAAUGUUUGAAGGGUUUACUAUGCCACCUCUGACUGUGGACAGCGAGCGGAAUGCCAUGUACAAGCAGAUACAAUGCCGGCCAACUCGCAUUCUGCCUGUCGCCGGCGAAGAACUGAGCCAGGAGGAGUUGGUGUUGAAAGGCUCAGCAGGCAUGGACAAUUCCGUUGCAGCUACGACUGCUUUCACACGAGCUUAUCUGGAAUGGGAAGAAGACAUGACGAAGGAAGCAGCCACGGCUCGUUAUCGUUUUGCAGCUCGAUUUGAAUAUCCUUCUCUGUGGGAAACAAAAGAAAUGGUUGAGGCUCUUCGAUGGAAACUGGAAAUGGUCAUGGGCGAAGAGUUGCCGCAGCCGAUAUUAGAUCCGGAUCGAGAGAAGCCUCGAGCAACUGUUGAGCAAUAUUCUUCCAUGUUGGCAGAGAGUCGAGUUGCGCAUUUGGAAGGUUUGGCUCGGGCCCGGCAACAACGUCACAAGAGAAGUCGGGAUGUUGAUGCUGAGUUGUUGGAGGAGUUCGUGAAAGUGACCACUGCGGGCGAAAAAGAUGACGAAGAUGCUGGGGACAAUCCUGAGCAUGAUGAACUGCCUCCAGAAAAAACACUUCGGCCUGAUGAAGUCUUUCAGAAGAUAUCUUUUCGACCGAAUAUGGAAGAACAGAAGAAACUGCUACUGUUUCAAUUUCAAGCUCGACACAAUCAAUAUGUGAAAGAUUUCCUUGCACAAAGCUGGAUGAAGGAAGAUCCUUUCGCCGACGCAUGCAAACUUCAGAAUUCAACACGUCACUCGCUGCAUGAUGUUUUUGCUGAGCUCCAAAGUUGGAAUGCAGACACACGUGCGGACAUUUUGGGAUCGUGUCGAUAUGGUUUGGUGCAAGACGACGAAGACAAAGAGCAGCCUUCCAGUGAAGAAAUUGCGCAUGCAUCUCUCAAGAAAGCUUUGCCACGGUUACCUGCCCAGUGUGUUCGCUUCAGUGCUCAGAAUGUCUACGAGAAACCUUCCGAUCUUGUGAAAGAUCUAGUUGCUGCAUUGCCGCCGAAGCAACGACUGAACGAAGAUCAGGACUGUUUCAUUCAAAGAUUUGCGGAGGUGUUGGACACGGUGUACGCACAAGAAAGCACAACUGCCCCAGAGAAGCGGCAUGUUUAUCACAUGCUGUUGCUCGGCCAAGGGGGCUCAGGCAAGACGCACAUUGUGCAGAACAUUGUAUUCCCUGUGGUGCACUUCAUGUGGCCUUCGGAGGGAGAACAGUCUACCUUGAUGGUUGUUGCUGCCAAAAAUGCGCAGGCCAAGAACAUUUCCACUGACACUGUCCGCGCCAAGACCUUACACGGUUUGCAGAAGCUGUGGAGCUCUGUGCGUGUCUUAGUUGUGGAAGAAAUCAGCAUGGUCUCGGCUCUUCUUUACAACAUGCUAGACUUUCGCGCCAUGCUUGGUCGCCGCUUGGUGUUUGGAGUGGAUCCAAACACGUAUGCCAAGACAGGCUGUGCCUUCGGACGUGUGCCGAUUGUUUUGCACUUGGGCGACUUCUUUCAAUUGCGACCGACUGCGCAGCUCUCUUUGUUGGAUGAUUUGAUGGCGCAGGAUGAGCAUGGCAACUGGAAACACGCUGAUGUGCCUGCAGAAGUACAGCAUGCCCAGAAAGUGUUUGCGGAGAUUCCAGACGUUUUUGAGCUGCGCGGCACCAUGCGGUUCAAGCCAGGAGAUCCUCUGAUUGACUUAUUGCAAUGCAUGCGCCAGGGACAUCGUCUGCCGGACGCAAUUUGGAAUGCUUUUCAACAGCGGUGUGCUCGCAACACUACAUCCGGGAAUCCAGAUGAACGAUUCAACUUGCCGCGUUUUCGGCGAGGCUACUGCAUGUCGAUCUACUGGGCGUCGCUGGUGCGGAUGAUGUACCGUCGAGCUUUGCUGGAUGCAGCGCAGGCGGAUCAGCCGUUGGUAUUGCUGCAAGCUGCUGAUAAUGCAUCGGGUUUGGAAAGGAACGUUGCUUUUCGUUUUUUGAACCGGCCGAACCCGUAUCAAACGGGGCAUAUGCAUGGACUAUUCCCUUGUCAUGUUGGCAUGCGGAUCCGACUGGUGGCAAAGCUCGAUGCAGAUAAGGGCAUGGUGCAGGACACAUUGGCCACGAUCAUGGACUUUGAAUUUCACUCCAACGAUCGGGCUCGGUAUGGUCAAUGCAAAGGCGGCGAGUUGUUUUCUCCGGAGUAUCUCCCAUCGGGUCUCUGGGUGGCUGUUGAUGGAUAUCAAGGAUGCUGUGGCUAUGAAGAUUUACUUACCCGUUGCACAGCGCAUAUCGAGAACUUUCAAGAGGCAGAAAGAUUAGCGAAAAGUUUUUGGUUUCUUCCGGCAGAAGAAGUGGUGAUUCAACUGAAUAGUUCGCAGAAGUAUGAUGUGCGCCGCUGUGGCUUCCGAAUCACGCAUGCCAAUUUUUUCACGAGCACUGGCUCGCAAGGUCUGACUCUUCCUGAAGGCACCAUCAUUGACUGUGCGCGUUUACCUGAAAUGGAUGAUGAGAACUGGUGGCUGCAUUUAUAUAUCAUGGUCUCCCGUGUGACGACGAUGGAUGACAUGCUACUACUUCGGGCACCGCCCAGAGAGAUCUUGGAACUCGGGCCUCCAGCCGCAAUUCGAACAAAAGUGGCUCAGUUUCAAGAACGAGCUAACAUUUGUCGUGCAGGGGUUGCCGCACGUUCUGGCCACGGAGCUUGA